Messenger RNA from Clupea harengus (Atlantic herring), 2739 nucleotides. It is a transcript of the gene ccr12b.2, whose product is annotated as chemokine (C-C motif) receptor 12b, tandem duplicate 2. Gene Ontology annotation, biological process: G protein-coupled receptor signaling pathway; immune response; cell chemotaxis. Gene Ontology annotation, molecular function: C-C chemokine binding; C-C chemokine receptor activity. Lineage: Eukaryota; Metazoa; Chordata; Actinopteri; Clupeiformes; Clupeidae. The record is from RefSeq and is a predicted model, not a curated record. Gene Ontology annotation, cellular component: external side of plasma membrane; membrane.
CUUUAGGUACCGUUAAUUAUGGAAGACUUGUACAACCCGGUGCAAAAUCCAGCAAAUAUUAAAAUUGGGUUGUUCCUCUUUUCACUACAAUGUGGGAUGUAUUUCAAAAGUUCCUUGUUUCUGUUCCUGAUUUUUUUUUUUGUCCCUCAGAGCUCUCUGAAGUAUGCGGCGUUGUAGCCAGUACAGUACACUUGCAGAGAGAGAGAGAAAAUAAAGAUCAAACAUCAAUUAAUGUUAUAAGAUAUAACAUCAUUAGUGUUCUAAAAAUUGUCAUCUAAUUGGACAAAUGAAUGACUUCACUGUUCACUUUGUAAAAAAAAAAAAAAAAACAAGAAGAAAAAAAACCUAAUUGUUUCUCAUCUUAGAGAUAACUGUAGACAAAGACCCUGAACUGAUAAAUACAAACUGAAGUUCUUCUCACUCUGAAGUUGUUUGAACUCAGACGACACCAAAGAACUCCCACCAUGAGGGAUGGGUGGAUGAGUAACUGUAAGAUUUCCUACCUCCCUCCCUCUCUGCCUCCCACUCAUCUUCCCUUACUUCAGCUUCUCACAUCAAACUACACAGCAGUAAGGGCGAUCAUCAAGACUGGCUGAUACUCUCUCAUGAUUGCUGCACUGCUGCUUUGUAAGGCACAAUAGGCAUCAAUACAAAAAAGCAAGAUGGAAGACGAGGACUUCACAGUCGAUUAUGACUACAGUAAUAUGACGCCUGUGUCGCCCUGCGAUAAGAAUGAAGUUCACGAAUUUGCGGCCUCGUUCUUGCCCCGAUUCUACUAUGUGAUCUUCUCCCUCAGCCUACUGGGCAAUGGCCUGGUCCUGUUCGUCGUCAUCAAGUUUGAGCGCCUCAGGACGGUCACCAAUAUCUUCCUCCUCAACUUGGUAGGCUCCAACCUCAUCUUCACCUUCGGUCUGCCCUUCUGGGCCAAGUACCACCAGGACGAGUGGACCUUCGGCCUGACGCUGUGCAAGCUGGUCGGCACCGCCACCUACGUCAGCAUCUACAGCUCCGUGCUCUUCCUGACGCUGCUAACCAUCGACCGCUACCUGGCCGUGGUGCACGCCUUGGCCGUCAGCCAGCACCGGAAGAGCUGCUAUGCCGUGGUGGCGUCUGGGUGUGUCUGGCUGAUCUGUGGCCUGGCCGGGGUGGGUCCUCUGCUCCGCUACAACGUGAAGUGGCACUGGGAAGCUAAGACACUUUGCACUGAGGAGCGGGACCCUUCGUGGAAUGCCUUGGACACCUACCUUCACUUUGCCGCCUUCUUCCUCCUGCCACUGGUGGUGGUGGUGUACUGCUACGUGCGGAUCAUCGUCACCGUCUUGUCCACGCAGAUCAACAACAAGCACCGGACCCUGCGCAUCGUCUUCGUCAUCCUACUGCUCUUCUUCACCUGCUGGACGCCGUACAACAUCGUGCAGCUGGUGGACCUGCAGAUGAGUCUGGACUGCAACGACAGCAUCGACUACGCCAAGUACGUCACACACAACAUCGCCGUCCUCUACUUCUGCAUCAACCCUGUGUUCUACACAUUCCUGGGACGCAAGUUCCAGAACUAUGCCCGUACACUCAUUGUGGGCUACGCUCCGUGUUUGAAGAACCACCUCUCAGUGGCGGCAAACAGUCGGUCACUGUCUAACCGCAGUCCACCAAGUUUAUAGGACCAAUAAAAGUGUCAACAUACCUCUCUCCAUCUUCAUAGAGGGAAAGGUGAAAAUAAGCUGAGUAUGAAUUUCAAAUUGUGAAACUGCUCACUGUUUUACAGUCUGUAAAUGCCAGAGCACAGAAUAAUGUUCUAUGCAGAGAUCUGUCCUGUGCAUGUUACUUUACCACAGAAUUUACUGUUCAUUGCCAGUCUGUAGGAUACAAAAAAGAAAACAAAUCUGCAUCCGCAACUUAAAAGGAAGGAUGUUUUCAGGUUGAUAUUUCGUUCGAGACAAACGACAGAUAGGUUACUGCUUCAUGGUUGGCAUGUUAUCUAUUGAAAUGUUGCUCAAUGCACCUGGGGUGUCCAAAUCACAAAUGAAAACAUUUUCUAAUCAUGUUUCCGUCAGUGUUUAUUUGAUUCUCAAGUUUUGUUUUUCUUUUAUAGCUUAAAACUGCUGUUUUUUUUGUUGCAUUUUCUGAGUAGCCAACCACUACAUUGCAACAGCCUUAUGCUGGGCAUGGGUUUACCAUGCCCUCCUAACACUCUUCAGACAACCACUUCAAGCAGUCAUUUUCUUCAUUUCAUCAUUACAUUAAGCAGAAAACAGCCUAGUUAGUGUUGGCACACUUGGCGUCUUACAACAAACUGCUUUUGCUUCCUUACACCGCCUUCAGAGAACAGUUACUGAAGCCAAGCAUUCAGAAGGGUAUGAGAAAAUCAGUGAUAUGAUUUCACAGCCACUUGCACUGACGGAGUAUUUUAGCGCAGCUUCAAUGGCACACAUAGUCAAAGACUUCAGGAAAUAUUUCUUCUGGAUUACAGGUUUGUGAUCUAAAUUGAUGGGUGUUUUUUUUUAACCAAAAUUGGACGUGUUUGGAUGCUUUUGCUACGCGUGGAAAGUUGAGGGAAUCAUGUUUCAUGUCAUGGGGGUGGGUUCCCCUUAUACAAUAAUAACCUAUGGACGUUUUGGACCAUCCAAGCAAACACACAUUCUCUCUCUCUAAAGGGUUAUGUUUUGUAAUUGCUGUGGUUGAAGUUCUUUCUAAUGGUUUGUUAAUUGAAUGCCAUUUGGCCGUUGUGCACUUUUGCUGUUC